This is a messenger RNA of Onthophagus taurus, 1208 nucleotides long. Its product is annotated as peptidyl-prolyl cis-trans isomerase. The record is from RefSeq and is a predicted model, not a curated record. Gene Ontology annotation, cellular component: cytoplasm. Gene Ontology annotation, molecular function: cyclosporin A binding; peptidyl-prolyl cis-trans isomerase activity. NCBI's taxonomy places the organism in Eukaryota, Metazoa, Arthropoda, Insecta, Coleoptera, Scarabaeidae. Gene Ontology annotation, biological process: protein folding; protein peptidyl-prolyl isomerization.
UUUAAAACUAAUUCCAUCAGAAUUUAGGUCAAUUUAAUAAGAAUUUACGUAUUUGCAAAACUGAUUUGACUACUUUUUUCGUCAUGGCUAUCUUCGCGAUUUACCGCCAGUGCGCAUUCUCGAAUCGACUUUCGUCGUGUUCACUGUGGUCCUUUGGUUCCAUUCGCUCUUUUGCCAAGAAAAUGGGUCUCCCACGUGUUUACUUUGAUAUGGCUUCGGACGGCCAGCCCCUCGGCAGGAUCGUUAUGGAGCUCCGUUCGGAUGUAACCCCAAAAACGAGUGAAAACUUCCGCUCUUUAUGUACCGGGGAGAAGGGCUUCGGUUAUAAAGGUUCCACCUUCCAUCGAGUGAUUCCAAACUUCAUGUGCCAAGGUGGUGAUUUUACCAAUCACAAUGGCACUGGUGGAAAAUCAAUUUACGGAACGAAAUUCGAGGAUGAAAACUUUACAUUGAAACAUACCGGACCUGGUAUUAUGUCGAUGGCGAAUGCUGGUCCUAAUACAAAUGGAUCCCAAUUUUUUAUUACCACCGUUAAGACAUCGUGGCUGGAUAAUAGACAUGUUGUCUUCGGACAAGUCGUCGAAGGAAUGGAUGUUGUGAAAAAUAUUGAGUCUAUGGGUUCUCAAUCAGGAAAAACAACCAAAAAAAUUGUCGUUGCCGAUUGUGGCCAAUUGUAAAACCGAUUAUGAAAACAAAAAUUUACAUUACAAAGAGUUCGUUCCACUCCUUUAAUAAAAUAAAUGAGUUUUAAAUGUAAAAGAUGUAACGUUUUUUAAACAAAAGAAUUUCUGCACUUAUUUAGUCUUUCUUUCAAGAUUUAAAAGGCUACAAAAAUAUUUAGAUUUUUUUUUGAUUCAUUUAUCUCGUUUUCUUUUUCUUUUUGAUACGUUUAAUAAAUAAUUAUUGUAAUAGAAUUCUAAGAAUGCAUUUGAUUUUUAUUUCAUUCCCAGUUUUGUAUUUUAAGAUAAAUUUGGAAAAUGAAACAACGUUCUCUUAGUAGAUUUGUGAUGAUCAGCAGCGUUCUUUGGCGUUUUUCUCCUGCCAUUUACUUGUAAAACAUUUAUCUAGGUAUAUAGUGUCGACAAAAAAAAUUAAAAAUAAGCAACGUAAGAAUCCUUUAAAUAACAGUUGUGAUGUUUAUAAACUGGUCGUGUAUAACAGGUUGGGUUUAAAAAGAAAAAUUAAUAAAUCAUGAGCGACAAAUUCAA